GGAGCGCGAGCACGACUCUACACUUCAGAGAGAAAACACAGAUACUUUGUACUUCUGCGCCGUGUCCUGUCCGCGCGCGCAUCGCACCCGUAGGAUAACCACGUGAUUAGCUCACGACGUCACCUAAUUCCCCGCACAGAGACUUGAAGGAAUGUAAACCGGCGCGCGGGGUCUGACUGUACAGUGAGGCGGAGUGACGCGGAGAGUGGAAUGGCUCGGGCAGUCCCGGUCCCGUCGCACCGUGCUCGCGCGCACUGAGACAGAGCGGCUGAGACAAGUUGCGGCGCGAGGGAGGAAGCGAGCGAGCGAGCGAGCGGAGCGCGAGGGAUGGAGCACGCGGCGGACGUGAAGUGUAAGAUGGUGGUGGUGGGGGACAGCGCGUGCGGCAAAACGGCCCUGCUCAGCGUGUUCGCCAAAGACAGCUUUCCGGAGAGAUAUGUACCGACAGUGUUUGAGAACUACACAGCCAGCUUUGAAAUCGACUCUCUGCGAGUGGAGCUCAGCCUCUGGGACACAUCUGGAUCCCCAUACUACGACAACGUGCGUCCUCUCUCAUACCCCGAUGCCGAUGCAGUGCUCAUCUGUUUCGACAUCAGCCGGCCAGAAACCCUGAACAGCGUGCUCAGGAAGUGGAAAGGUGAGAUCGAGGAAUUCUGUCCCAACACUAAAAUACUCCUGGUUGGCUGCAAGUCAGACCUGCGCACAGACCUGGCGACCUUUGUACAGCUCUCCAACGAGCUGCCGCUGACCUACGAUCAGGGCUCAAACGUGGCCAAGCAGAUCUCCGCUCCUUACAUCGAGUGUUCGGCGCUGCAGUCGGAGAACAGCGUGAGAGACAUUUUCCACGUGGCUGCUUUGGCCUGCGUCAACAAGAGCAGCCAAAACGUGAAGCGUCACAAGUCGUCCAGAGCCACCAAGAGAUCGUCGCACAUGCCCAGUAGACCUGAGCAUGAUUCCAUGCCAUGUCUGCUCAAGAGCAAAGCCAAGACCUGUUCGGUCAUGUAAAGAACCAACAGAAACUCUUACAUACAGUACGUUGGUAUUUUGCUUGGAUUGUUUUUUUUUUCCGUCAGGAUUGAAAACAUGAACAUGAAAUGUUUUUUUGCACUUUAUACAAAUUCAAUGACUUCUCCAAGAAGGUUACGCUAUACGCCAUUCACUUUAAGGAGUGUCACCUUGGAAAACGAAAGACCUGAAUUAAUGAAGUGUUCAUUGCUGUGCCAAAACCUGAUUUCCCUUUUAAGUAUACAGUAUGCAGCAACGGAAGUGGGGGAUUCACAUACAUCAAGCUAGCUUCACGUAAGAGAAAGGACCAUUUUGUAGUGGUCUAGAAUUAUAGAAGAACUCGAAGCAGAGCUAGACCCUACAUCCUGUUUUUCUUUCAACUAACUAAUUUAUGGACGUAUCUAAAUUUACUUUAGUGAAACUAACCUCAGAUGUGACCUUUGACCAAAGCAGAACUUGAUGGACUGCAUUUAAUCUUUUCAGAACUGAGGAAUUUUGUAAAUGAACAUGAAGCAAUAAAUAAAUCUUAACCUCC
Molecule: messenger RNA, 1540 nt
Organism: Clarias gariepinus (North African catfish)
Lineage: Eukaryota; Metazoa; Chordata; Actinopteri; Siluriformes; Clariidae
Gene: rnd3b
Product: Rho family GTPase 3b
Exons: 5
Coding region: 328-1005 (225 amino acids)
Biological process (GO): small GTPase-mediated signal transduction
Molecular function (GO): GTPase activity; GTP binding
Source: RefSeq, a predicted model, not a curated record